Molecule: messenger RNA, 3187 nt
Organism: Xiphophorus hellerii (green swordtail)
Lineage: Eukaryota; Metazoa; Chordata; Actinopteri; Cyprinodontiformes; Poeciliidae
Gene: slx4ip
Product: SLX4 interacting protein
Exons: 9
Coding region: 201-1409 (402 amino acids)
Source: RefSeq, a predicted model, not a curated record
GGUCUGUUUUGCGAAUCUUCCCAGUAAAAGCAAUUUCUCAUAUUUAUGGCAGUUGGUGGACAGCAAAAUAAAUUGACGUCAUCUCCAGGCGCUUCGCAUACUUCGUUCAAAACGUUUGGCGGUAAGCGGUGUAGAACAACUUGGUGCACAUUUUACAGAAGAAUCUAGAACUGGAUCAUCUAAUAAGGUGGUGUGAAGCAAUGUCUCCCUUCAAGUUUGUCAUUAAGUGUGGGAACUUUGCUGUGCUGGUGGAUCUACAUGUUUUGCCCCUGGGGAGCCCCGAGUCCACCAGCUGGUUUACCACAGACCAAGUUGAGGAGGUUGCAUCCCUUGUUCGCGACCCAGUGGACCAGAGGGUUAAGCAAUAUGAAGAGGUUCUGCAUGUUAGAAGACGAGCUAAACAGAAGAAGGAGUUGGUCCCUGCUUCGGCCUUCUUUGUGAGAGGGGGAAACUUCAACCUUGUGGCAAAUUUCCUGAGGCGGCACUCCUAUCUCAGAUGUGUUGUCGAGCAGGAUUUGCGUUUGUUUCCUGAGCGAUAUGUCGUGUGUGUGAGCUGCCCAGAAGAUGCCUCGGUGCACCAUGGAAACCCGAGCCUGGCCGCGACUGAGCUGAGUGAGCAAACCAGAUCAGAAUAUUUUUCCAGUGUGGGAGAAACCCGAGAGCUUUUACACAGCCCGAGAAAAACAAAGAAGUCUGUGCUUCAAACGAUAGCCAAACAAGCCUGUGUCCAUCAAGAGAUCUGUGGUUCCACGACUGAGAUGCAGCCGAUGGAGUGGAGUGGCUUUCCCAAAAAACAAGGACUUGAAGGUAAAGCUGAGGAGGCAGAAUUGAGGCCAGAGACCGUGCCCAGGUCUGAACUGAACGCACCGCUGGAGGCAAACCACAAGGUGCCUUGCAGCGAUGCCGUAAUUGAACUUGAGGCUGAGGUACGGUCUUCUCAAAGGCAGAAACACGAGGCAGAGAGUGAAAUAACACAGAAGACCAGCAAGAGGUGCGAGCCCAGGGAAGAUCCUGGCUCGCAGCUGGCCAAGAAAACGUGCCUUGGAAGCUGUUCAGCCCCAGCGCAAAUCCACUCCACCUCGCAAACACCCAACCAUAACCUCCCUCUCCUGCUGCCACUUCCUCCAGUCGGAGCGAUGGCAAACUCCAAGGCUUUCCCUGUCUCCGAGUGCAAGAAAACCACACUGGAAGUAGAGCUGCUUACUCCAGGGAAACAGGCCCAGAGGCUCCUCCUCGCAAGCAAUAACACAGCAAAGACAAACCAAAACAGGCCAGCCGCAAGUCUGAGGGGCCUAUCUGUCAAGCCCGCAUCUUCGGGCUCCUCUAUUGGUUCCAGAUCCGCUUUCAGAGAGGAGGGGAGUGAAAACGUGCCCAGAACCUCGAGAUUACGACGAACGAAGAGGUCCUGAGAGGGAGAGGAAAGCUGAAGUAAAGAUCCCUGACGCCAAGGAGAUACAGAUUUUAUUCUGUUGGGCUGCAAGCUUGCAGCUCAUGUGGUCUCUUUAGUCGGCUUUACUUGUUAUUCUUAACAUGUUGUUCUUGUGACUCGCAUCAAAUGCUAACUGCUUUGUGUCAGUUCAGACUUGAGUGUUAUAGUUUUCUCUUGACAAAUACCCAAAACAGGCCGGUGCCUCUCCCAUUUUUAGUAGCGGCGAUCCAGAGAUUUCUGCAAAUGGAAGUAGAAAACCUUUAUUAGAGAAUAGAUUUUGGUUUUAUGUUAAAGAUCAGGGAUUUGAGACAGGCAGGAGCCGUGCAGUACGUCAUGGCUUUCAGUCUGAAGCGCUGGCUCCUACGCGUCUGAAAAGUGUCCAGUAUCCCCGCUGAAGCUCUGAUGUGAUUGAUGGCAGUUUCCAGACUUAUUUCAUCGCCUCAUUCUUAUUUUGGUUUGACUUCAGUCACUUACAUUUAACCUCCUGAGCAACUGAAGGCGGUACAUUGUAAAAGUAUUCACACCCCUUGAGCUUUUUCACAUUUUUUUAUGAUGUGUUUUGUCGGGAUUUUAUAUGAUAGACCAACAUAAAGUAAGACUGUGAAGUUACAGGAUAGCAGUAUUUUUUUUUCCUUUUUGCUAAAACAAUAAAAAAAAAUCUGAAAAGUUUGUUGCCCUUUUGUAUUUGGACCCCUUUGUUCUCUAAAUGAAACUCGGUGCAACCGCCUUCAGAAGUUCUCAAAGUAGCAAAAAGUUACCUGUGUGUAACUCAGGCUCAGUGACACAAAGGUAACUGAGCCUGCUCAGUCAGAUUAAGUGGAAAGCAUCUGUGAUGUCAGAGAUCUCAACAUUUAGGUCUAGACUUUGACUGGUCCAUUCUAAUGCAUAGAUCUGUUUUGAUUGAAGCCGUUCUAAAUCUCCUCCUAGAUGUUUAGCUGGUUGUCCUUUACCCUGGUCUCAAGUUUUUUUGCAGCCUCCAUCAGGUUUUUCUGAGUGAACUUCAACCUACCAAGUCUUGGUAGGUUUUCAUUUUCAAAACUGCAAAAUUUUGAAAGCACCGAUCGGCACAAAUUUCCUUAAUUUUGGAAUUUCGGUUAUCGGCCAGUACUUGCAUGAGACGACAAUCUUAUCCCCUGAUCUGAUCUACCUCAUCAAAGGUCUAAAAAAAUCAACCACUGUACGCUUCUGCUUUCCCGUGAGAGAGGUUUGACUGAUAGACUUUUCUGCUAUAUUUAGCAGACACAAAUGGUACUUGCCAAAAUCAAAAUCGGCAGGCCAGGCUUUUUAAAGAUUGAUAAUCAUCGGUGCAGCUUUACUUAGGAUAUUUUAUAACCUAAAACCUGCUGUAAACGUCUCCCUGACCUGGCAUCCGUGCUCCUUGGUCUUCAUGAUGCUGGUUGCUCUCUAACAAACUUCUGAGCCCUUCACAGAACAGCUGGAUUUAUAUUGAAGUUAUAUUACACACAGCUGUACUUAAUUAGGUGACUUACACUCCACUUAAUUCAGGGGUAUUCGAGUUCAUGGGGACCUUUUUCAAACUUGCAGAUUUUUAGUCAUUAAUGAAUCAUCCUUUUCCUUUUUUUCCCCCAUAAUUAUGCUCCACUUUCCCUUGGUCUAUCCCAGGGGUCAGCAAAUUUACAACCUUCUAAAACAGCCAUGUCUGUUUUAGAUUCAGCUAAACAAAAUUUGCUUAAAGCCGCAUAAGAUUCAGCAUUAAACAAAUUUUCUUGUUGGAUUUUUGUUUUAAUUAAAUAAAAC